AUGUUACCACCGAACAAUGACAUUUUAUUGGGAUUCCAUCGUGCUAUUCACGAGCGAUACUUUAAGAACGGAAUGGGAAAUGCCCGAUUAGCAGAAGCGACCGCACUUCACUGGGCAGCCAAGCAUGGUAGCAAAGAUGUCGUUAAACUGGUAGCCGGAACACUAAAGGCAGAUGUCAACGCAAGAACGAAUGGGGGUUACACGGCUCUCCACAUCGCAAUGCAAUUCGGAAGAAAUGAUAUAUUCGAGCUUCUUUGCAACGUUUAUAAGGCAGACCGCGACUUGUUGGACUGGAGCGGCAAGAAACCGUUGGAAUAUCAGAAACAAAUGACAAGUGUGUCGGCGUCCACCUACAGCAGUGAGUAUGAUCCCAUGUUUGUAGUGAACGAACGGUUCCAUUCUCUUCCGUCGAAAAAAAUUCUCUCGCCGCUUGCACGAGGCGGUACUUUUAUGCGUAAGAAAAGCCGCCGACAGCGUCCUUCCACUACGACUGGGCUCGAACUUCAACGCACCCAUUCAAUGCUUACUGUGGUCACGCCGGAACAACUAUCGCUUGCCACUAACAUUCGACCGGUUCCAACCGGCAGCACUAGCAGCGCUAAUGGCAGCGGCAUCUACAAUCGUGACAGCCUAACGGCUCAACCGAGCGACACGAUGAGCCUUAUAAGCGGAAGUACCGGAAACAUACGUAGAAAUGACAAAACCAACCAGAGCUUUUUUCGACGCAAGAAAACUCAAACGCUUUAUCAAAAUCGACGAACGCUAACAGAAGAAAGACCUGGAACACGACGAUCCAAACAUAAUAUGAUGCAUUGUGAUGUGGUCCACACGUCACCGGUCGGCAUGGAAUCCGAUUUGUUGACGCUCAAAAAUAGCAUCGAUCUACUUCUGAAUUCGGUUGCUCUGAAGAAAAUCAAAGCCAGGAAAAAGCAUACAGAAAAAGACUCGGGAUUCCUGAGGAUUGGCUCUCUGAACGUUCGAGUGAAGAGAACGACCGAAGCCUUCAGCAACUUUUUGGGAGUUGGGACAAAUACGACACGUCUCCCACAGAACAUGAGGACUAGCGCUCCGCCGAAUUCCGCCUACUUUGAGAAGCUUCAUAAGAGUUGGGGAUCCGCUGAUAAUAUACCGCAUGAAGAUAACACUAUGCCACCACCGAAAUACGGUUCUGUAAAAAAGCGACGACCGAAGCAAUACAUCGAAUACGAGCUAAACAGUGAUCACCAUAGUCAGAGCGUGCCGACAACACCAAGCCAGCCUCGUGCCCCCAUUGGUACGCUUUCGGAAAAUCAAGACACAGAAUCGGAAAAUCCAGGCGAUUCAGACUCGGAUACAGCCUGUGGUUUUGACUCCAAUUGGCGGCCAACUUAUAUAUAGGUUUUAAAGUUUAAAGCGACACUUUCGAACGAGUCUCUUUUCGCAAAUGAAUAUAAC
Messenger RNA from Sabethes cyaneus, 1434 nucleotides. RefSeq lists its product as uncharacterized. Lineage: Eukaryota; Metazoa; Arthropoda; Insecta; Diptera; Culicidae. The transcript has 9 exons. The record is from RefSeq and is a predicted model, not a curated record. Gene Ontology annotation, molecular function: protein binding. The coding region runs from base 1 to 1377 and encodes 458 amino acids.